Molecule: messenger RNA, 1346 nt
Organism: Wyeomyia smithii (pitcher-plant mosquito)
Lineage: Eukaryota; Metazoa; Arthropoda; Insecta; Diptera; Culicidae
Exons: 5
Coding region: 1-1191 (396 amino acids)
Biological process (GO): detection of chemical stimulus involved in sensory perception of smell; sensory perception of smell
Cellular component (GO): plasma membrane
Molecular function (GO): olfactory receptor activity; odorant binding
Source: RefSeq, a predicted model, not a curated record
AUGGAUUAUCUAGCAGGAUUAAAACGCUAUCGCAUUUUACAACCAGCCGAUCUGAAUGCCGAAGCGGUCUAUCAAAAUUCAGUGAAACGUAUUGAUGUGUUUAAUUCGUACAUGGGAUACGCAAUGUUCAAAAGAAAAAUCAGCUUAUUAAAUUUUCCGUUCAUGUGGGGUAUUUGUUCUUUACCUAUUUUUCUUUAUUUGGUAAUUGAAACAGCCUAUUGGUAUCGGCAAGAUAUCGAAAAGGCGCUAAUGAGUAUAACUACAUUUGGAUUCGGUAUUCAGAUGGCGUCAAAAGUGUAUACUUUUGUUUUGAAACGUAAGAGAAUUAUUGAUGUGCAUGAUAUGAAUAUGGGUUAUUUUAAUGUCGAUAGCAUGGGAUCUUUGGAAGUUCAAAAAUCGCUAAGCAAAAAUUCCAGCCUGACCUACAUCUUGAUAUCGAUAAUCUUAACAGGCUAUAUUAUUCUGGUCGGUGUUGUUGCCGCGGCACCUGCCUUGUACGGCUUGGUAGCAUCUGAUCCACUGUUACCGUUAGGAUUUGAGAUAAUCCAUUCUGAUUCGUGGAUUGCCUACUGGAUUAACUAUUCAAUUCAAUUGAGCAUGUGCUAUUAUGCUGCUAUGUUAACCACCACCUCUGAUGCAACUUUCAUUUUAUACAUACUUACCUCUACCGGUCAUAUUGAUGCAAUUAUUGGCCUGUUGGAUGAGUUAGGCGAUAUGGCUAGCCAACAAGUUGACGAAAACCAAAUCUCUGAGCAUUUGACAAAGAUUCUUCAGGUUCACCAGUACCAUUUUCACUAUAUGAGAAAAAUUGAGGAUUUAUUUAAAGUUUACUUUCUGAUUGCUAUCGCCUCGUUAUGGGCUUGCAUAACAAUCAGUUUAGCGGCAUUUGUUCUGAUAAACUGGUAUAUCGGUGCAGUUGUGGUUUGUUUUGCGUCUUGUCAGAUAUUUUUCAUGUGCUUUCUUGGAACGCAUAUGCAAUUGAAGAGUGAAGAGCUAAUGUUGAAAGUAGGAUCAUUCGCUUGGUACACGCUUCCUCUACGCGACCAGAAACGAGCGAUUUUAUUUCUCGCUGCAACUCAAUCGCCAAUUACGCUUUCGGCCAUCAUGGCGAGAUUAGAUGUAGCAGCCUAUUUGAAGAUCCACAAAGCUGUGUACUCAAUGCUAAUGGUUUUAUUACAGGUGAAGAUUUGAAUUGAUUGUGUCAUACUUACAAGUUGGGAGAUGUUACAGUUCAUUAGUAAAUGAUUCAGAAGAACAAAUAUUCUCUAUUGUUAUUAGUUGUCAUCAUAAUUAUUCUUGUGUAGGUAAUCCAGGAGACAAAAUAGGUUUCACUGCACUGAAUAAUU